AUGCUGAACUACGAGCUGCACCGGAAAUACUUCGAUGCACAAGUGGGACAAGCCAACUUCAAGCAGGUGGCUCCAUCCUUGCCGGAGCCACCACCGGCGACCGCUUCCCCGGUUAACGGCCGUGGCAACGCUGUGCAGCGGCCUGGGACGCUCUUCUUGGCGGUGCAGGCUGCUUAUAACCUGACCAACAAAGACACGGGUCUGCUUGGCGACGUUUCGGAUCCCUAUGUGGUGGUGCGCUUGGGCAACCAGUUGUCGCAUGACCGCAGGGACUCUAUCUCCGCUCGAGAUCAAAAGAAGCCCGAUUGCCUGGUGCAUAGGAAUGCACAGGUGUUGGUAGGAGUAGCACUGGUUGAGCAGUUUUCGGAGACAUUUGUUGCUACGGUGGCUGACGAAAAGUUCUCUGGCCUCAGCAUGUUGCAAUGGCUGAGGAGUCGACGUGCUACAAAGGUUGAGCAAUCAGCCGGGCAGUAUGUCAUUGAUGUUUUGGGUAGCAUUUCCAACCCUGCUCCUGAUGCGACUGAAGAUUUCUCUGAAGUCAUGCUGCAUGAGAAGGUUUCCGUGCCCAAGCAAGAGACAUGUCCUGCCAGUCCCACACAGCCAUCCGCAGCCAUGGAUGUGCACUCCGCCGACCCAGGAGUGGGCGGUUCUUGCCGUUCAUAUGAUUUGACCACAGGCUUUGAUUUUACCAAAGCAGAGGUGAGAGAACAGGUGACUGAUGAGCUCAAGCGGGCACCGCCAGACCUGCUUGUGCUCAGCCCACCAUGCACUGACGAAGGUGGAUGGUUCAACCUUAAUGCUUGCACUAUGGAUCCCAAUGAGUAUCUUCGUAGAGUUCGACGCAGCCGUUUGUUCAUCAGGUUCUGUUGCAAAUUGUUUGAACAACAGGUGCAAGCUGGAGGUCGGGCCAUUUUUGAGCAUCCGAAGGGUUCCAAGCUGUGGACCUACCCUGAGGUCCGUGCACUCGUGAAUGAACAUCAUUUGUUGUCAUGUCACAUGUGUCGUUUUGGGUUACGCAUUCCCGGUAGUGAUAAGUUGAUUCGUAAGGCCACUCACUUACUUGUCACCCAUGAGAACAUGAGGGUUUUAGCCAAGGAGUGUCCAGGCUCCAAACAGCCGAAACAUGAGUGCCAUCAGACCAUUGCAGGGUCAGAUCCAGCUGUGGGCCGAAUCAGUACUUUUGCCGGGAAAUACACACCCAAUUUUGUGGAAUCCGUGAUGGACACAGUGCCUCGAUACAUGGAACUGAAGCAGCAGUGUCUUGCCGUGUGUUCUCCGUGGUCCAGCAAGCAGCAGGACGAAGUUCUUGCAGCCAAGCCCGAUCUGUCAGCCGACAAGAGUGAUGAGGAUUUGAUGAAGGUUGCGUCAGAACCUUCCAUUCCGGCAAAUGGUGAUGCUGAUGUGUCCAUGGAACCAGUUUCAGGGUCCACUGUGAAUCCCAAAGCUAGGCCGCCAAGUAUGAGAGAACAGGAUUUCUUGGACAUGAUGAAGGAAGUUGUUCCUAAGUUGAUUGAACAUGCCACGAAUCCAGCAACUGCAUCAGCCUCACCUGCUCAGAGUUCCUCACCUAGGGUAGGAGACCAGCACAAGCGUGUCCUUGAAGAUUCCGAUGCUGUUGAACCACCCAGCAACAAGCCCCGCAUCGAUGCUGUGUGCGAGGUGUUGUCUGUUGAAGACAAGAGUGCCCAGAAAGCAGUUGAGACGUCUGGGGGAAACUGA
Cladocopium goreaui is the source of this 1719-nucleotide messenger RNA. The record is from the annotation of a GenBank genome assembly. NCBI's taxonomy places the organism in Eukaryota, Dinophyceae, Suessiales, Symbiodiniaceae.